Mugil cephalus (flathead mullet) is the source of this 1284-nucleotide messenger RNA. RefSeq names its product DNA-directed RNA polymerase II subunit RPB1-like. Bases 3 to 665 code for a protein of 220 amino acids. The transcript has 3 exons. The record is from RefSeq and is a predicted model, not a curated record. NCBI's taxonomy places the organism in Eukaryota, Metazoa, Chordata, Actinopteri, Mugiliformes, Mugilidae.
UCAUGGAACUGUCUGAAGUAUAUGUUAAUAUUAAGAGACCCAGAGGAAAACACGGCAAGAGGACGAGGGGGAUAAAAACUUCAGAAAGUAUUUAUCAGAAUUUUUUGAUUGUCCAAAAAGAAUCAAACGGGACCCAAAGGGAAUCUGCAGAAAAAGUUGCUGGUGAUGUAAAGAAGACUUCCUACAAAGCUGCUGCUGUGUUUUUUGGUGUGCUGUGUCUUCUCCUCCUGGCUGGACUCAUACUUCUAGUUGUCCUGUUUAUUAAGAUCAAUCUGACCAAACAAAACGACCAGUCACCAACCAGUGACAACUAUGUGACCCAAGGAACAGACCAGUCACCAACCAGUGACAACUAUGUGACCCAAGGAACAGACCCGUCACAAACCAGUAACAACUAUGUGACCCAAGGAACAGACCAGUCACCAACCAGUGACAACUAUGUGACCCAAGGAACAGACCAGUCACCAACCAGUGACAACUAUGUGACCCAAGGAACAGACCCGUCACCAACCAGUAACAACUAUGUGACCCAAGGAACAGACCCGUCACCAACCAGUUACAACAAUGUGACCCAAGGAACAGACCAGUCACCGACCAGUUACAAUGCCACAACAUCAACAUGGCUCAAGAAUGAGACCAGUGACCUUACAAGACAAUCUGUUUAAAGAGAGAGACCAGCUGCGGGAAGGAUUUAAAUGCAUGACCAAAAGGAUGUUCUUCAGAAAUGGCCUUUCGGAAAGAAUGCUCUUGAGCGUGGCAAACCCCUUCAGAAGCAGCUUCACAGAAGCAGCUUCACAGAAGCAGCUUCACUUUAACUUGACAGAUACAUGAAGCCCUCAAAUGGUAUGAUCAAAUUUCGGUAUAAAAUGAAAAUGUGUGACUUUGACAUCAUCUGGUGGACUUCACCAGAAAAGAUAUAGUCAAGUCUGAAUCAUAGAGUCUCACUUUUUUUUCACUACGACUGAUCGUAUGUUGAAAUUCCUCUAAAACUUCCAACAGUUCAAAUGGGCAGUGAAACAGGAAUUCCCCUGUUAAAGAAAAUGUGACUGAAAGCUUCUGAAACAAUCAAUGGAAUUCGUAUUGAAUUUUUUUUUUUUUUUUUUUUUUUUUGGUAAAAACAAACAAUAGUGCUUUACUAGAACCAGUGACUUCUUUGAUUUGAUUUCAUAUUUUAGAGUAAUUUUGUAAAAAGAAUAAGCCUGUAAACAAUCACAAUACAAUGUCUUUUUGAACAUUCAUACAAAUGUGAGUCUCAAAACCACUGCUUACUAUGUAAAGGUUGGA